Messenger RNA from Brassica rapa (field mustard), 934 nucleotides. RefSeq names its product temperature-induced lipocalin-1-like. Gene Ontology annotation, cellular component: cytoplasm. Lineage: Eukaryota; Viridiplantae; Streptophyta; Magnoliopsida; Brassicales; Brassicaceae. Gene Ontology annotation, biological process: response to reactive oxygen species; lipid metabolic process. The record is from RefSeq and is a predicted model, not a curated record.
CAUUAAUAUUAGUUAUCAAUCAAGUUUAAGUUAAAAAGAGAUAGAAGCAUGAAACUCAACUUCAAAAAAAUGAUGUAUGUAAAAGUUCUGAUGAUGGUAAUAGCGAUAUGGUUCGUACCCAUGACCUACAGUAAUGGAGCCGAAGCACCCGCUGGUGAUGUAGCCGAGGCACCCGGAGCCGACGCAUUCAACAAUGAUUGGUAUGACGCACGAUCCACAUUUUACGGUGACAUCCAUGGUGGAGACACUCUAAAGAAGAAGGAAGAAGAAAAGAUGACGACGCAGAAUAAAGAGAUGGAAGUGGUGAAGGAUCUCGACUUGGAGAGAUACAUGGGCCGUUGGUACGAGAUUGCUUCUUUCCCUUCCAUUUUUCAGCCCAAGAACGGUAUUGACACUCGCGCCACCUACACCCUCAACCCUGACGGCACGGUUGAUGUCUUGAACGAGACGUGGAACAGUGGCAAGAGAGUUUUCAUCCAAGGCUCAGCAUACAAGACUGAUCCUAAGAGCGACGAGGCUAAGUUCAAAGUUAAGUUCUAUGUCCCUCCUUUCCUCCCUAUCAUUCCUGUCACUGGAGAUUACUGGGUGUUGUAUAUUGAUCCUGAGUACCAGCACGCCGUCAUCGGCCAGCCUUCAAGGAGUUAUCUCUGGAUACUGAGCAGGACGGCACAUGUGGAGGAAGAGACAUACAAGCAGCUGCUGGAGAAGGCGGUGGAGGAAGGGUACGACGUCAGCAAGCUUCACAAGACCCCUCAGAGUGACACACCACCUGAGUCCAACGCUGCUCCUAACGACACCAAGGAUCAAAUGCUAAAAUAGACCACAAAGGGUCAAAAAAAUUUGAUAUAGACCUAUUGUUUCUUUAUUUUAAUAAUAAAUAAAAAUUAGGGAGAAAAGACAAUGAGACCUAAUAACUUAAACAUAUUUACUAAUC